Molecule: messenger RNA, 1134 nt
Organism: Dreissena polymorpha
Lineage: Eukaryota; Metazoa; Mollusca; Bivalvia; Myida; Dreissenidae
Product: probable G-protein coupled receptor Mth-like 3
Exons: 2
Coding region: 220-1134 (304 amino acids)
Biological process (GO): G protein-coupled receptor signaling pathway; cell surface receptor signaling pathway
Cellular component (GO): membrane
Molecular function (GO): G protein-coupled receptor activity
Source: RefSeq, a predicted model, not a curated record
UUAGCAUUGUCUAAUCAGGUAACAGGAUCGAGCUGGUUUUGUUUAGACGUUGAUCUAAGGUUUACCGUGACAUAAUAACUGGAAAUAGUUAGUGUUGAAACUGUAUCGGCUUUGCACAAGUUGGAAAUACCUGAUGGAGAUGAUCAUGUUUAUGGAGUGAAAAUUGUGGAUGCGUUCGGUAAUUAUGACAAUAAUGUGUUUUUAUUUAAUACUCAACUUAUGUGUGGUCUUUGGCCCGAUAUCUCAUGCUACCCAUGUAAUCGGGUCAGUUAUGUGUUUGAUUUAAUGGAUUUUUUACCAUGCCCUAGAAUAAAAUUAUUUCUAAAUAGCACACAUUGGAAACGAACAUACGAUGGCGUAUUUAAUAUAGGUAAUACAUUUGAAAUCGAUACGGACGAAUACGUGCACUUUAAUAAUGGGGCUAUAUCGUUGUGCUACGAUACAUAUCAGAAAUACAUGACUAUCAGUUCAAGAGUGACAUGGUCUACUGAUCAAUGGGUAUCGCUGGUAUGUAUUGUUGUUUCACUUGUAUGCCUUAUUUUAUCACUGAUGUCGUACGCUCUUCUUCCUACACUCAGAUUUAAUACGCCUGGGAAAAAUGCUAUGGCGUUAGUUAUAGCGCUUCUUACUGCACAUGUUGUUUACAUCGUUGGUAGUUUCGGACGACUCGAAGGUGAUUCAACGCUAUGCAAAGCAGUAGGUUUAUUGUCUCACUUUUCAUGGUUGAUGGUCAUCAUGUGGAUGAAUGUCUGUACAAUCCACAUGUACCGGGUGUUCCGUAAAACACAAAUAUUACCAUCUGAAACACACUUAAGGGAAUAUUGCUUAUAUAAUGUUUAUGCCUUUACGGUUUCAGCGACAUGUGUGGGAAUUAAUAGCUCGAUGUCAACACAUAUUAACAACAAUAUUGGUUACGGGUACAAAGUAUGUCACAUAAACUUACAAGAAAAUGUAAUUUAUACAUUUCUGAUCCCUGUUUGCCUAGUAAUCGUUUCGAAUUUUGCAAUGUUCAUCCACGUUGUCAACCGUAUCAGAAAUUCUAAAAUUGAAAGAAAUGUGCAAAAUGACCGAAAUGAGCUUCUCAUUUUUGUCAAACUAUCAACAAUUACAGGAAUGACUUGGAUAUAUGAUUAA